Molecule: messenger RNA, 1032 nt
Organism: Clonostachys rhizophaga
Lineage: Eukaryota; Fungi; Ascomycota; Sordariomycetes; Hypocreales; Bionectriaceae
Source: the annotation of a GenBank genome assembly
AUGUUAGCCAACAAUUUGAUUGCUUUUGUUGCUCUAGCCUCUGCGACAGGGGCUAUGCUCGAACCAAGCCUGGGCAUCGCAAGGAAAGAUGGACUCACUGUCACCGAGUCAGAGCUCGAUGAUAUGCAAUUCUUCAUGGAGCAAAGCGCAUCCUCAUAUUGCAACUACAAACAGGCAAGCGGUGACCUUGUUAGGUGCGAUCGCGAGGGAAUCAUCGGAGGGAAGUGCUCUUUGAUCCAGGACGACGGCGUUCGAAUUCUCUGGACAUAUAUCGGCCCGGUCACUCAGGUCGCUGCGUACAUCGGUAUAAAUAAUGUUCGCAAGCAAAUUGUGUUUACUGCUCGGGGCACUCUGACUGAGGGAGAGACAAAUGUGAACUUCAACUUUUGGUUCAAGCCUUAUCCAGGUGUGCAUGGGGCUCAGGUUCACACGGGCUUCUAUGAUGCUUGGAAUGAAAUGGCCGCCGGUGGUGCCGUGAAAGCAAUUAGCGACGCUGUUGCAGCCAACCCGGGCUACAAAGUUGUGGCCACUGGUCACUCUCUCGGCGGAGCCCUUGCAUCCAUGGCCGCCGCGAGUCUUCGUGAUACGGGUUUCUCGGUUGAUCUCUACACAUAUGGUGCCCCUCGCGUUGGUAACGCUGCCUUCAAUGACUUCCUAGUUGGUCUGCCCGGGGCCAAUUAUCGUGUCACAAACUUGGAUGAUCCUAUUCCACGCGUGCCGUUCCUUUGUUGGGGCUAUCGAUCCAUUUCUCCAGAAUACUGGAUAUCCCAGAAUUUUACGGGUUCUGAUUAUCCGCUCGACGAUAUCAAAGUUUGCGAAGGAGACGCCAACCUCGAGUGCAAUGGCGGCACAUCCGGAUUGAACAUCUACUCUCAUGGCCUCUACUUUCUGCGUUCUGCAUGUUUAUACCCAGAAGACGUACCAUAUAGCGAAGAGGCGACCAAAACAUGGUUGACUGGGCUUACACAGCUAAACGACGAACAACAUCCAUUUUCAGGGGAUGAUCUUAAAUAUUGUUUGCUCGGGGUCUAG